AUGCCCGCCAUGCUCGCCAUCGUCAAAUCCGUCGCUGCGGCCAUGCCCGGCUUCGUCGCCGGCGCCGUUCCCGUCCUUAAGAACGUCCUGGAGUUCUUGACUCUCGUCAAGGACAUUCUCGACGUCGUCAAAGACAUCAUCGGCAUCAUCAAGACCAUCAGGGGCCAACAACCCCAAUGGGGCUAUCAAAUUUCUCAAAGCUCCAGUCUCUACCGAGAGCUCUUUUGUCUCAGUGGUCCUUUCUGCUCGUUUCAAGUUCAGUUUCUGGUUCAUUUUGGGGGAGAUGCGGGACGAGAGGGAGGAUUGAAGGGUCUUGCUUUGGGGGUUUUAGAAUCAUGGUCGUUCCUUUUUCUUAUAAAGAAUCAUAUCUCUGUUCUUUUCUUUCCGCUCCAUGAUUUCCUGCUUUCUGGGGUCAAGUAG
Messenger RNA from Talaromyces marneffei, 420 nucleotides. RefSeq lists its product as uncharacterized. The coding region runs from base 1 to 420 and encodes 139 amino acids. NCBI's taxonomy places the organism in Eukaryota, Fungi, Ascomycota, Eurotiomycetes, Eurotiales, Trichocomaceae. The transcript is spliced from 3 exons. The record is from RefSeq and is a predicted model, not a curated record.